Molecule: messenger RNA, 1324 nt
Organism: Toxotes jaculatrix (banded archerfish)
Lineage: Eukaryota; Metazoa; Chordata; Actinopteri; Toxotidae
Gene: cmbl
Product: carboxymethylenebutenolidase homolog (Pseudomonas)
Exons: 6
Coding region: 131-868 (245 amino acids)
Molecular function (GO): hydrolase activity
Source: RefSeq, a predicted model, not a curated record
UUUAUUUUGAAGGCCAAGGCUGGAAUUUCAUUCCUAUCUACUUCGAUCACAGGAACUUUACAAUCACCGACUUAGACUCUGGAUAAACUUUUUGAGCCCUGCAAAACACUUUUCAUCGGUAAACAGCACGAUGGCAAAUGAAGCCAACCCAUGCCCCUGUGAUAUUGGCGAUCGGAUGGAAUAUGGAGGGCUCGGCCAGGAGGUUCAGAUAGAGCACAUAAAAGCUUAUGUAGUCAAGCCAUCCACUGCAUCUGACAAGGCCAUUAUUGUCAUACAAGACAUCUAUGGGUGGCAGCUUCCCAACACCAGAUACAUGGCUGACAUGCUGGCUGCCAAUGGAUACAUUGCUGUUUGUCCAGACUUCUAUGUUGGAAAGGAGCCGUGGAGUCCAUCACAUGACUGGUCCACAUUUCAGGAGUGGCUUGAGGACAAAAAGCCAACCAACAUAAACAAGGAGGUGGAUGCAGUGCUGAGGUUCCUGAAGGACCAGUGUGGGGCCAAACGCAUUGGAGCAGUGGGCUUCUGCUGGGGAGGGGUUGCCACACAUUACCUUGCUCUGCAGUAUCCAGAGGUCAAAGCUGGAGUGUCGGUUUAUGGGAUCAUCCGUGAAAGGGAGGACAGGUAUGAGCUGAAGAGUCCCACGCUGUUCAUCUUUGGGGAGAAAGAUGAGGUUAUCCCACUGGACCAGGUGAAUGCCCUUGAAGCAAAGCUGAAGGAGAAAUGCACAGUGGACUACAAAGUGAAGAUCUUCCCUGGUCAGACUCAUGGUUUUGUCCACCGCAAGAGAGAGGACAUCAACCCUGCAGACAAACCCAGUAUCCAAAUGGCCAGAACAGACAUGCUCAACUGGCUCAACAAGUACAUGUAAAAGAAAAGGUCAGACUCAGCACAGGAGUCAGUUACAUGUGGUAAUGGAGCAGAAAUUUGGUGCCUUUAAUCACAUUUCUAUACACAUGCUGAACCAACUUUUACAGCCGUGAUGAAAAUCUUACAAGGGCAAAUUUCAAGGUGCUAUUUAGAGUGACUGGUGAUUGUUUCCUAAAUGUUCUAUAUUUUGUUCGUCCAGGUGAUAUCUGCAUUUUCCAGAUAACUAAAAAACUGUGAUUUUUUUUAUCUUAACGAAAUAUGAAUUAAUAUUGUUGAGCCAAUUAUGUUAAGUGCUUUUGCUUUGUGGAACCUGUAUGGAUACUGUUGUGUUAAUGUCAGAUUUGCAAGCUUUCAAUAAUGUUUAAUAUGUAGUAAGAUUCCCCUUUAUGCAUUAUCUUGCCAAAUAUUUACUUUCAAUUUCUAUGAGAUGUGAUGUAAACCUAACAUGGAAUACAUA